Amoebophrya sp. A25 is the source of this 5486-nucleotide messenger RNA. NCBI's taxonomy places the organism in Eukaryota, Dinophyceae, Syndiniales, Amoebophryaceae. The record is from the annotation of a GenBank genome assembly.
AUGCAUGAGCUGUUUGGGAGCACCAAAAUACCAUCGGAUAUAAAGAAGUUCUUCAACGGCGACUCGCGUUAUUAUGGAAUGAGAUGAUGCCUAAUCUAAAUUUUUUAUCUUCAGGUUCAGCACAGUAGAGUUCAGCGCCAGGAGGAAUAACAUUUUGAGGUAAAAAAACAACACUCAGUAGAAGAAGUCUCAUGGAUGGUUACUUACUUCGAACCAUGACAGGGGUGCACACAUGACAAGAAGAUAAACGAGGAAACGAAUUGUUCGACGCUCAUCUAAGCCUAUGUGGAAGCGAGAAAAAUGCUGCGGGAAAAUGGUUGGAUCCUCUUGUUUCCGAAGGAGAAUCUUCAACAAAUGAUAACCGACGAGGGGGAGAGGGACCGCCUCAAAGAACUUCCUUUACGUUCUCGAAGAUAAUCAGUCACCUUCUACCUUCUACUCAACUCUACUUGUCUGCAAAUAGAAAAGUGGCGUUUGCCUUGGUGGGUUGAUAGAGUAAUGUCUCUCAAAAGCAUCCUCUUUUUGGUAGGUCUUCACCGCACGAGAGACAUGAUGGCAGGCUCUGGUGUGUCGAGAGUGGAUAAUCUGAGGUGAGUGCCGCGUGGAUCCGCCAUAGUAUGUUUGCCCUCAGAGUAAAUCCGAGAAACUUAAAAGAAUCGACUUCAUUUCUUCGGCUCUGCUAAAAUCGACAGCAGCACCUUUAUCUAUGGAUAGUACUAUUGUUGAUUUAUGCUGCGCACGAUCCUGAUCAUUAAGAAGACUACUAGACAAGAGGGUAGAUGAAGUAGGCAAGGAGAGCGCUAAUAUGAACGAGAAUGUGCGGAUACCACGAUAUCACUGGCGGUCAGCCCGAACUGCAUUGGUUAGGGACUGAGAAUACUGAUAAAAACUCAUCACCUCCGUAAGUUCGACUUGUUUUCUCAACUUCUUUUUACUUUCUUUACGGUCCGAGAUUGAGAUACUUAGACUAGGAGUUGCAGCACUAGGCUUGCAGCACUAGACUCUGUCGCGCGGCUAGUUUAGUUAGUGUAAUGGAAGUAAAACCUCUAGUGUUCGACUGUCAGACUAUUUGGACAAUGGGUGAAGACGAUUCCCUCAUGCUUACAGGAGUCGAUUUUUUAACAUCAAAUGUCAAAGUCGGGGCACUCCUGCCGGCACUGCGAGCUCAGUCAUUACCUGCUUGUCUUGCUCAGGCUAGAGAGGUUAGUGUAGUGUCUGACCAUACUCCUAACCGUAACGGUUCGACCUGUACUGCUAGCGUCUUGACUUAGUCACGUACCCUCUCAGAACUUAUCUCUACGGAUGUUAGGAACGGCAUUAUCAGGGAUACACACAUGCAUGGGUGAAGACGUGAACGACGAAGGCCCGCGCUGGGUACAUGCAGAAUUUUAGACCGUCAUGGUUUAGGCAUAAACUUGCUGUGCCAUUCUUGGCCGCGUUUAUUCCUAGACUGACACUGAGCGGCCCGGCGAUAGAGAGAAACGCGGCGACAGGAAUAGGCGCCGGCCCAUGUCCUGAAAUUCGUGCGCAGUUUUGCUUGUUCCGUGUGUUUGUUCUCAUCCUGAGAAAGGUUGCCGAGGUCGUGCCCUCGCCCAUCGUUCUGCUGCCAGUUUACGGCGAAGCCCGUGAAAUGGUUCGAAGUCCGAAAACAAAGAUGCGCACCGCGCCCGCGCAGUUUAGCUCCUAACGCUGUGCGGCGUUCGCGCUUCUGCUGCGCGUUUUGGGUGUCGCUCGUUGAGGGCGGCAAGAUGACAGACCGCGGCGCGGCUCGGUAUUAGAAUGGUGCCUGCGUUGCGUUCACCUUGCUCGUGGUGUGGGCUUGUGGCUUACGGGAGGGCUGUCGACGAGAGGGCUCCCGGCGGUCUGUUGCUCGGUGUGUUCCUUCUCCGGUGUCCCGCGCAGUCUCCACGGGUGAGUCGGUUGCUUCAGCAGUUUUUUCGGCAGUCUUGUGCGGUCGGUCUCGCUUGUUUGUUGGGUGGGUUCUCGGGGUCUUGUGCUUGAAUUGUUAUACUAACUCAAUCGACCGCCCCCCGCCCCCCGAAAUUCUUAAGGCACUGAAAACCCUGGCGAGCGGAGUAGCAUAACGGGAGCCUUCGGCUGUCUGGUCGGUUUUUCGUGCAGAUUGGCGAGGGCCUUGCUGCGGUAUAUAGAUGCACCCGCUUGGGCUCUUCAGCUUGGCCGCGGUUUCCCCGCACUGACUGCGCCCUCGCGUGGUAGUUUCCUUUCGGUUGCAGCGCUUCACCUCCCAGAUGCCUGCCAUGCGUAAGAGGCUUCAAACCGCAAAAGCCGGCGUGCUUUGGCGUUCUUCUGUCGUCAGAUUCGCCGUCGCCUUCUAUUGCGUGCGCCCCUCAAUGAAUGGCGUCAGCCUCUCACUCUGUCAGUUUUUCCUCUGUUCUGUUUCUUCGGUCUACCUAGGUAUAAACGGCGCUCCGAAAAUGGUGCUUGUGGUUGUGUUGUCUCCAGGGAUGAUAUUUGAAGUGUUUAAUUGAGUUGCGCAGUUUUUCGCCUUGGCUUGCUCUUGUGUAACGGUUCGAAAAAGGUUGGCUUCGCAGGUGUAUAUCGUAGUGCUGCCGCCUAUCCUUCUGAUACAUCAUCAUCAUCAUCAUAGUCGUCAACUCAAGACCAAAGAUUGACUUACUAAUAUAGCCACUUCGUAUUCGGGUUGUUCUAAAUUGGAAUGAUCUUGAUCGUUUGGAGGACCUUCUGGAGUUUGGCGUUGACGAACUCAUUCGCAGAGUCAUCAAGUCGCUGUCGGAGAUGCAAAAGUGGUCUUGGAACCAUUAAGGCCAGUGAAACAUUAUCGGGCUUAGGCUAACUAUGCUGAGUGGGUUCUCGUUCGAAGUCCAGGAGAACAAUCAGAUCUACUGGAAAGGAGUGAUAAGUGAACAGGCCAACGCCUGAACCACUGAGCCAACUUCGCAGUCGGUUCAGUGGUUUAGGAGUUGGCCCGUUAACUUAUCAAGGGGCAGAAGCACUCUACUCGAGAAGAGAUAAUGAUUGACUGACGUUAAAACGAGAGAACGGGAAUCUGGGAGAAAUUUCCGAAGAACGGGAAGCCUGCGAAGACCGUUACGGCCUCUUCUAGGAGGAAUCUAGGUAUUAGUGUAGGAGCUUGGUGAGAUUCCUAGUCCUAAUUCAUCUUAUUAUGGUCUCGAGGGAGUGCAAUUAUUAAGCAGUAAGUGUAAGACAAGGUUUCUGCGAUCUAAAACUAAAACCCUCCUUAUUAGGGCACAACUGGGCCCGUGGUCAAACCUUGCAAAAUGUAAGACUGAAUUCCGUGAAGAAUGGUGAGACCUGGAGACGAUCAUUUGGGAGAAUGUUAAGAAGCUCUAAGAUUAAGCAAGCCAGGAGGAGUGUGGUAAACGAUCUACGCAGAGUUGCGGCGGGGCUUUAUUCCAGGCGAAAACCGGGCGAAUGGAUGGUGGUUUUAAGGGGGGGUAUCUAUUAAGUUUGAUUUUUUUUAACUCACACCCAUGACGUCCAUCCUGUGAAGCUAGGCGUUGAGAAAGUUGCAGCUGCUUCAUAGUUCUUACAAUAUAGUAUCUAUAUCUAGUACUUCUUCUUCUUGUGCGCAGAGCAGGUUGGGAUAGGCAUAGUUUUGAUGUGGUGGCAUCGCCUCAAGAUUACAUUUUACGACCAUAUAUAUAAUACUUUACGUACUACCUGCUUAUAAUUGACAUCUACUGCAGCAGAUGGAGUAGAACAAGACUCCACAUUAGGGGCAAUCAAUGUUCGAAAGACAAAUGGCGAAGGCUCUAACCAAAAAGUUGAGAGAUGAUGUAGCUGUAGGCCAGGGGUGGCGCAACAGAAACGCAUGCAUCGAAAACUUAAGGAAAAAUGAUUUCAUCUACAAAAGCUAGAUUUUGGACUGCGUGUGUGUAACUUCUCACGAAUAAAAUAGCACUUAGUGUUUCAUUAUGAAAAACAUCAACCAGUACCGAGUCCAAAGACGAUAUUGUAUCUAACUGCAAAGAUGAGUUUUGAUAUAAGCAUUAUGGGGCUGCACUGCGCGUAAUGAAUAAAGGGUGUCUCAUCUAAACAAGCCGCCAAGAGUCGCAGAUUCUCUGCAAAAGAGCAUAUUUUAUAUGCAGAACCUAGUAACGUAUACGACGCUCGAGGAGUUUUUCUUCGUCCGCAGGGAAUUAGAGCAGUGGUUAUCCAAAGACUUCCUGGUAAUUAAGGCAAAGAGAAAACAGAUAGUACAAGUACAUGAUUAGUACAGGUACAUGAUUAGUACGUGCUGUUCAAGAUGUUCAACAUCAAUGUUCAGAUAGACCAAGCAAAUAGACAAGCAAUUAUACCCCAUGGCCAUGAAUGGGUACACUACUUCUACCUCUAGAUGUUACUGAUAGCACAUGAUCACCUGCUGUUCAACGCAAAUGUUCUUGGAUGAUUAGGUUCAAUGCAGGAGAUCACGAGGUUCAAUGAAGGAAGGGCUAUUCAAUAAUGGAAGAGCAAGUAUUUCUCGCACAUCACGUGACAAUUUAUUAUCUCCACCUACGUUCGAUCUUUUCGGUUUCUGGUUCUUCUACAGCCCCGGGCGCUUGUGUCCUCGUAGAUAAGUCCAGUCGUCUUUUCCUAUCCAAGUGCACAAUUAUCGCGUUUUCUUCAAAGUCUAUCUUGUUUUUGUAGUACUGAAAUCUGUCACUAUAUUUAUAAUUUCUCAUACCAAACUGUAGGUCAACAUCAAAAUGUUGUCUCGCGAUCCACAAGAGCUGCGCAUUGUCAUAGAAGAAACGUAGAAUACCGGGUUAGGUCUUUUUUACGUAGUAUGCUGUUUUUUAAGUAGUAUGCUGGAAAUGCUUAAAUCUUCGUUCAGGAUGCUGAAGCAACUUGUCGUACCCUAUCGAUCCUAUCCUAUCCUCCGGUGACAAAACUGUUCUCACUUGUUCCCUUUUACAAUCUAGUUGGGCUCUUCCCCGUGCUAAUAUGCCGGUCCGUAAAGAGGACUACCAGACAUGGCGCAAGUUGAACCACCUGAUCGAGGACAAAACCGAGUUACGGCUAAAUUUCGUUGUGACGAGUAAAUACAUCAUCAAUGAAUCAAAAGUAAACCUUAUUAAUAGCUACGUACAUAAGAGGCACCUUGGCAUGACAUGAUAGGUGACUCGGCUAACGCCUACACCACUAAGUAUCACAAUCAUCUCGAUAGACGAUUCGUUUGUCUUUCUUCCCAUUAGGGGAAAUGAGCUCAGAAGGAUGCGCUAGCAAGCCUAGAUCUAAUGAAGCAGGCCAUUAAGUACAAGGAGAGUACGGAGUACAAAGCAAAGAAGCAGGGAUUAAAGUACGAAGUGCAGGAGCUGAAAUUGUUACGGCGAGUAUCAAAAAUCAAAAUUUCACCGCUAUAAGGGCUAAAUGUAUGAACAGAGGGUAUCGUAUGUAUUUAUAGGAGUAGACGUGUGGCCGUGUGCGUGCGGUCUUCUGCUUACUUAUUUGGCUAGCAUGAAUGUUUGCACUGUUCUUUCUGUUUCAAAGCUUAUUUGGGU